AUGGAAGAGAAUAUCGGAGAAGAAAACAUGACGUUGGACCAGUUAAGGGAGACGCUUCACCGUGAACGAGAACGGGACCGGGACUUGGCGGAACAACAGGUGCAGUUGGUAAGGAAUAAUGCUAGGUUGAGGCAACAAAACCGACAACUUAACGAAAACGUGGAGAUGAAUUCCAUAGAUUCAGAAGGAAACACUGUAUCUUCGGAGGAAGAUGAACUACGACGAAGAAUAUAUGAUCACGAGGAAGAUGGAGGAGGACGAAGGAGAAGACGACGAAUGGAUGUCGACGAAGAAAGAGACUUGAGAAGAGCACUGAAGAUCUCACAAUGGGAAGAUCAUAGGCGGAGACAUGAGGAGGAACAAAGGCAGGAGGACGAACUGCAACGUCAGGCGAACCUUAUCCGAGAUGAGGAGCAAAGACGACGACCAGGCGAAGGGAGGCUUAGUGUGAUGAGAGGCCGUCACCAUGAGAAGGAUGGAGGAAACUUGAACCAAGAAGUUCUAAACGGGCUGGGAGACAUGUGGGCUUUAAUAAAUAACUCACGAAGAGGUGGAAGAGUGCAGUUAGCAGAAGCGAUAUAG
Messenger RNA from Papaver somniferum (opium poppy), 582 nucleotides. Its product is annotated as trichohyalin-like. NCBI's taxonomy places the organism in Eukaryota, Viridiplantae, Streptophyta, Magnoliopsida, Ranunculales, Papaveraceae. The coding region runs from base 1 to 582 and encodes 193 amino acids. The record is from RefSeq and is a predicted model, not a curated record. The transcript has a single exon.